GUCCCGCGCUGUCCGUGAGGGUGGGGCCAGACUGCGGUGGAGGUUGGGUAGAUGAGCGUUUUCCUUUGGAUCUCGGAGUGUAACGCUAACGCCUGGUGUUUUCCAUGGAGUGAAAUGCAGAUUUAGGACCGGGUGGAGUGCUCAACCCGUAGCGCGUCCGGCGCGCCGAGGACAGCCCUUCGUGGGGCGGGGGAACGGGGUCCUCGCAGCCAGCCAAGAUGGCUGCGCGCGCACUGCGGGCCGCGCGGCGCUGCUCGGAGCUGGCCGGGGCCGUGAACCGUGCGGUCUGGAGGCUUCCGGGGCUCACCCAGGUGAGGUGGAGCCGCUAUGGUCCUGAGUUCAGGGAUCCGUUGAUUGACAAAGAACAUUGCCGCAAGCCUGCGGCGGAGCUCACUGAAGAGGAGAAAUAUGACCAGGAUCUCAGGAAAACCCAGCUCAUCAAAGCCGCGCCAGCGGCACAAACGUGCUCUGUGUUUGCAGAUCCAGUGAUCAGUAAAUUCACCAACAUGAUGAUGAAAGGAGGAAACAAAGUACUGGCCAGAUCCCUAAUGGCUCAGACCCUGGAAGCUGUGAAAAGGAAACAGUUUGAAAAGUACCAUGCUGCUUCUGCAGAGGAACAAGCAACCAUUGAACGCAACCCCUACACCAUCUUCCAUCAGGCACUGAAAAACUGCGAGCCUGUGAUUGGGCUGGUACCCAUCCUCAAAGGUGGCCAUUUUUACCAGGUCCCUGUGCCCUUAUCUGACCGACGUCGUCGCUUCCUAGCCAUGAAGUGGAUGAUCAAGGAGUGCCGCGAGAACAAGCCUCGGCGGACACUGAUGCCAGAGAAGCUGUCACAUGAGCUACUGGAGGCUUUUGCAAAUAAGGGCCCUGUGAUCAAGAGGAAGCACGAUAUGCACAAGAUGGCAGAGGCCAACCGUGCCCUGGCCCACUACCGCUGGUGGUAGCAGGAGUGGAGAGGUUCUGAGGAGCUGGGCGUGCGCUGUCAUGUCAUGGCACACCACUUGAGCUGCUGCCCCACGGGGAAGCGCCUGUAAGUCAAGGAGGACUUCAAUCCCCUUCCCUCUGCACUAGGCCUGCUUUCCCGCACCACCUCCUUGCAAAGGGGGAGCAUGUCUUCUUGGGGAUUUCUACCAAGAAAUUCGGUCUUCUCAUCCCUCAGCGUGGGGUGGUUUUGGAUGUUAGGAAAGGAAGCAGUAUUAGUUUCCAAAAAAAAGUUUAUUAGAAAAUCCUUAACCUGAUGAAUCAUACUCAUUAAACUGGUUGCAGGAAGCAGGCUGGUCUCUACAGUGCUUCUUGUGCAAAAUGUAUAAAACAA
This is a messenger RNA of Jaculus jaculus (lesser Egyptian jerboa), 1318 nucleotides long. It is a transcript of the gene Mrps7, whose product is annotated as mitochondrial ribosomal protein S7. Gene Ontology annotation, biological process: ribosomal small subunit assembly; translation. Gene Ontology annotation, molecular function: structural constituent of ribosome; rRNA binding; mRNA binding. The coding region runs from base 219 to 947 and encodes 242 amino acids. Lineage: Eukaryota; Metazoa; Chordata; Mammalia; Rodentia; Dipodidae. Gene Ontology annotation, cellular component: ribosome. The transcript has 5 exons. The record is from RefSeq and is a predicted model, not a curated record.